Messenger RNA from Ostertagia ostertagi, 420 nucleotides. The record is from the annotation of a GenBank genome assembly. Lineage: Eukaryota; Metazoa; Nematoda; Chromadorea; Rhabditida; Trichostrongylidae.
AUGCUCGAUUUAAUCUUGUCCUGUCUGUCACCAUCUGGAUCUGCUCAGGUACUCACAGAAAAGACAUAUGUUUGUCAACGACAAGCUGUCCAUUUUGCGGCUAUUUGCGGCCAGCCAUGUCAAUUCAAUGUUUUGAUGAAACACGGAACACCAUGCAAUGAGUUUGAUAGAUCGAAACAGGCUCCCAUACACUACCUCGUCGAACGAAACAAUGUUCUUAUGGUAUGCACAUUCUUGCAAACGCGAAUGAAAGCUCUAGAACGAAUAAUGGCGACCUGGCUCAAGGCGAUUUGUGCAGGCAAGCUUCAACUUGGUUGCGCUGCAAGCUCGCUUCAUUGUAUUCGCUUCCUUCCACCAGGCGGACCAGGCAGUGGAAUAGAUCAAUCGAACGAUGAUGUAACAUUUAGUUUUUACACUUAA